Messenger RNA from Malaclemys terrapin pileata, 1206 nucleotides. RefSeq names its product interferon beta-like. Bases 462 to 1004 code for a protein of 180 amino acids. The record is from RefSeq and is a predicted model, not a curated record. Gene Ontology annotation, molecular function: type I interferon receptor binding; cytokine activity. NCBI's taxonomy places the organism in Eukaryota, Metazoa, Chordata, Testudines, Emydidae. Gene Ontology annotation, biological process: humoral immune response; response to exogenous dsRNA; cytokine-mediated signaling pathway. The transcript has a single exon. Gene Ontology annotation, cellular component: extracellular region.
UUGGGGUUCAGGAGUCAGAAAUAAUUGGGGUUCCACAGUCAAAGAGAACAGACUCAUUCAGAUCUGAAAGAUGCAGCACCUUAGGCUAUAUUACUAUGAUUAAGAACCCUAGUGCCUGAGCUGUUUAAAUAUUUCAGAGCGUAGUUUAGCAGUACAUGCUGCACAGAACACACAAAGGUCAGAGGUCAAACACCCAGGGCCUCUAAUAAUGCUGCACAGAGAGGAGAUGUUUAACAUCCCCUGGGGGAAACAUGGACAUUGGUAUGUAAGUUUCAGAAGACACUUAAGUCGCCAGUUGGAAAGUGAAAAUGAAAACAGGGAAAUUUUAGAGAAUCAAAAAAUGAUGAAAGGAACAACAUCCCACCAAAUAAAUUCAGGGACAUGGAAGGCAUGCACAGUAGACCGCAGACAUCUAACAAGCUACAAGUACUCUGGCAUAAGCUGUGUGAAGCAUUAUCAUCAUGGCUACCAAGUCUCAAGGAUUCCUGUGGCAGAUUUGCCUGGUACUGCUGUUCUCCGCUGGAGUCAUGUCGAUGGACUGUAACCUGCUUCGUCACCAGCAAAGCAAAUUUAACUGGUACAGUCUACAACUGCUGCAAAACAUGGGUGGGAAGUUUCCUUUGAAGUGUCUGGAAGACAAGACAGCCUUCCAGUUUCCUCAGAAGGUUCUGAAGCCCAAAUUUCAACAACAUGCCAAGAUGGCCAUCCAUGAAAUUCUCCAUCAGCUCUUCGGCAUCUUCAGCAGGAACCUGACCCAAACUGGCUGGGAAAGAAGAAAGGUGGAGAGGUUCCUAAAUGGGCUCGCUCUGCAGACCGAACGCCUCGAGACAUGCCUACCUACAAAGGCCGGGGCCAACAUUCUGAGACUGAAGAAAUACUUCCAGAGGAUCCAAGAUUUUCUUACGGAAAAGAAAUACAGCACCUGUGCCUGGGAGAUUGUCAGAGAGGAAGGGCAGAGGUGUUUUCAAUAUAUUGACAAGCUCACAGUUAGGAUGCAAAAGUAGGCGACAAACAUUUUACUAUGAACAUUUGAGAAGUUUGGGUGAAGCAGCGAACUGGGAGCAGGAAACCAUCUGACCUCAAGCUUAAACUCUAAUAUGGACUUUGCGACCCUUUUCAAGUCAAUGUAUUUGACUCCAUUUGCCAUCGGUAAAAUGGGGAUUAUACCAUAAACUUCAGCAGGUGGGGCGGAUUGUUUAAAAUGCU